UUGACAAAAAAGCAAAAAUAAUCAGAAUUCGUCUAAUAAUUUGUGUCGGAGAUUAUUUAUAUUUCUUAUAGCAAAUUAAAAAUUAGUGAUGGUGUACUUGAUUAGUUAGGUUUUAUAUGAAAUAUGAAAGCAGAAUUCUGCAUAAGACAGUAUAAAAUGUAGGCUACAAUCAUGGAUCAAGAUUUACCUGUAUUUUCUGGAAUCCUUUUACUUCCUCCACAAGGAAAGCUGUUAAUAAAGAAAUCAUGGCAACAAAAAUUCUGUGUACUGUAUAAAGCAAGUAAAUUUGGAAUAGAGAGGUUAGAAAUAUAUGACACUGUUGAUGAUGCUACUGCAUCAAAAAAUUGCUCCACUAGGAUUAUUACAUUGGAAAAUUGCGUAAAAAUUGUUCAGAAAAGUCCAACAUUUAUAACAAUCAUUACAAAAACUGCUACUUAUGAUUUUGGAACAACUACACAUGCUUCGUUGAGAGAAUGGCUUGUGGCACUUCAAUCAGUUGCAUUUAGAGAUGAUGUAUCCAAAAUAAGUAGUAUUGAAGAAGACAAUGACCUGUAUUGCUCUUCUGGCGAGGGUAUUUUUCAUAUAACUCUUUAUCCAUCAGAGGCUUCACAAAGAUGUAAUUUAGAGCCAAAGCCAUAUAUGUUAGUCUUAACCUCGACUGCAAUACAGUUAAGGAACAUAGAUGAUGACAAACUUCUUUUCACUUGGCCAUAUCGAUAUAUACGGCGAUAUGGAUAUCGAAGUGGAAAAUUUACUUUCGAAGCUGGAAGAAAAUGUGAGUCUGGAGAAGGGACAUUUCAUUUAUUACAUUCCAAUCAACAGGAAAUUUUCAGAUGUGUUGCAACAAAAAUGAAAUCAAUGAAGAAGCUUCUCAGUGGGGAAUCAUCACCUUCUCUUUUGGAUUGUGUGGAUCAUCAGUUUCAUGCUGCUUUAAGUAUGGAGGCUCGUUCCAGAAGUCCUUUGCCACCUUCUCCAACUACUUCAACUAGUAUUCGAGAAAUAGAUUCCACUAACAAGUCCUUGAAUUCUUUCAUUGAGAUGAGCUCAGAGUCUAAAUCUAAUCGCAGUUUUACUGGUUUUACACAUAUUAAAUCCCUUAAACCCCGUAAACCAAUUCAAAAUAUUGAGUCAUCUCUGUCAAAAAAACUUGAAGACUAUGAACCAAUUGAUAAUUAUGAUAAAGUGGAAUAUCGUUCUGAUGCAUGGAAAACAUUAGGAACUGACGACGUUACACAUGUUGAAGUAGUAAAUGAUUGUGAUGAUCUUGUAGAAUGCGUUCCCAAGAUUCGUCCUAAAGCCGAAAUACAAAUGGAGCCUCAAACACUGCCAAAAGCAUCUAAAAUUAUCCAGGAAAGUCCAGCAGACUUGAACGAAAACGGGGAUAGUUAUGAUAGAUUGAACUUCUUUGGUUCUUGCAGUAAACUUAACGUCUCAAAAUCGGGAUAUAAACAGCUUACAGCUGUCACUCAAGUGAAUCAUAGUAAUCCACAAAAUAAUAAAAACACAAGUGAUGAUUACGACGAAGUUAUACCACCGAUCAUAGAGAGUGUGAGAAUAGCAGACGAUUCUCAUUUAGGUUACGCAUUAAUUCGGAAACCGCCGAAAGAACCCCCUGUCGAUCACCAGUUUCACAACGACGAUCCUUACGCGAUUAUUAGUAAACCAAAACAGGUCUAGUCAGGUUUUACCUAAUUGUUUUUGAAACUAAAAAAUCUAAUGCUCAAACUUAUAAAAACGUAUUUUCCUUUUCUAUCGCUCUAAACUUAAAAAUCCUCCGCAUUAGUCACAAGUUAGUUUUGACAAAGAAAUCAUUGCCGAUUUUCAUAAAAUUGCUCUAUUUAAACAUAUAAAAAAUUCUGCCGGCAGAAUUGAAAAUCACGUUUUUUUAGACUUUCGUUUUAAUUUCAUUUUUGUGUUGAAAGUUUUUGAAGAAUGAUGAAACAAUUUCACAAACAGAUAUUGUCGCCUUGCCAUGAUCAGAGCAAAAUAUUGCUAUCCUUUUUAAUUUAACCAAUCAAGUUUAGUAUGAUUUCUUUAGAAUUAUGGGGGUGAUUUAGAAGAAUAAUAUGAUGCAAUUACAAUAUGAAGUUGUCCUUAUUACUAUAAUUGCUAAGGAAUAAGCAUACAUUUUUAAUUUAAUGCGAGAUAGAAACUGUUCUUUCUUUUAUAUAUAAAUAUAUAUAUAUAUACAUAUACUUAAAUUUAGGCAAAUUGGGGCCAUAUCAGUUAAUUCUAAAUAUUCAAACAAAAAGAAAUAGUUAUCUGCGCUGAAGUGUUAUUUAAAUCUGUUUCUUUUACUGCUUCUUCUUUCUUUAGGUUGCAUAUUAGAAACUUGCUUGUUUGAAGUUCUAAACACUUUUUUGUAAAUUUGGAUUUUAAAGACUGAUCGUGAAAUUAAUUUAAUUAUUGUGCCGUCCAAAUAGACUGAUAAAAUAUUCCGGUGAUCAGUUAAGUUUUUUUCAAGUUUUUAAUUUGCAACCAUUAUAAAUAUAUAUACUUUUUAUUGUUGAUAUGAUAGUUGUUUUAAAGUAUGUGAUGAGUCAAAUGUUUUAUUGCAAGUAUUAUUUUCUUUAGUACUUCGGACCAAAGAAAGUAAAGAAGUUAAUAAGUAAAAUUGUUUUUGACCAGAGUAGUGCCAUUUUAAUCAAUUGUACAGUUUAUCUCUGAAUGUAAAUCUGUUUUUUUUUUUUGACACAAGGGGACAGAGUAGUUUUUAAAAAUAACAUUUUGGAACCAAUGAUCUCAUUUUUUCAAGAAUUAUUAAAAAGUUGAAUAUCCAAAAAUUAAAAAUUAUAACAUAUUGUGAAAGUGUUCUUAUUAUUCUUGAGCAUUAUGUAGCAUUUUUAGAAUUGCUUCAUUUGUUUUUUAAAUAUCUUUCCCCUUAGCUAAAGUGGGUGCUACUGCAAUGCCAUAUUUUUGUAUUUUACACUUUUAUAUGAAAGACAGAAAUAUGUAAAUAAAAUUUUAUUGUAAAAACAAUGA
Messenger RNA from Agrilus planipennis (emerald ash borer), 2982 nucleotides. It is a transcript of the gene Dok, whose product is annotated as docking protein 2. The record is from RefSeq and is a predicted model, not a curated record. The transcript has 3 exons. Gene Ontology annotation, biological process: positive regulation of MAPK cascade; cell surface receptor protein tyrosine kinase signaling pathway. Lineage: Eukaryota; Metazoa; Arthropoda; Insecta; Coleoptera; Buprestidae. Gene Ontology annotation, cellular component: cytoplasm. The coding region runs from base 172 to 1677 and encodes 501 amino acids.